This is a messenger RNA of Geodia barretti, 540 nucleotides long. NCBI's taxonomy places the organism in Eukaryota, Metazoa, Porifera, Demospongiae, Tetractinellida, Geodiidae. The record is from the annotation of a GenBank genome assembly.
AUGGCCACCAGCAAGCGAGCAGGCAAGGCACUGGAGUUCUCUGGAGGGUUGACUCAACUCCAGUGGUGUGCUGGAACCGUGCAACAGUUGCAAGAGGAAGUUCAUAAGUCUGGAAAAUGCUUCCCUGGAGAGCACCCUUGUGUAGCAAACUUGGUUGAUGGUCUCUCAUCUUCAAGCCGGGAGACAGUACAGGCCGUGUGUCUGGUCCUGACAGAGGCAACUUCACGUGGUCUUGUCUCUGGAGAUGAUGUCAUAACGACUCUGAUCAGCUCCUGUGCAUCCAUGCCUCACUGGACUCUCGGUGUCCACGCCCUCGCCAAACUACUCAUGAAGAAAGUUGUACGGGCUGGUGGUUCACUUACUACUAGCCCUUAUUCACUUCGGAGCUCGCCCCUCCCAUUUAUAUCCAUAUACAACUCCAAACCUGACAGUGGGCUUGUCAUAUCUGACGUGGCAGUUCAGAUGCUGAAAGAAUCAACUGAUUGGUAUAAGUUUUAUAGAACCAGCACUUUUAUAUUGGCUGUAAGUGAACCCACCUAG